This is a messenger RNA of Cornus florida, 2806 nucleotides long. RefSeq lists its product as uncharacterized. Bases 276 to 2399 code for a protein of 707 amino acids. The transcript is spliced from 4 exons. NCBI's taxonomy places the organism in Eukaryota, Viridiplantae, Streptophyta, Magnoliopsida, Cornales, Cornaceae. The record is from RefSeq and is a predicted model, not a curated record.
AGUCAAAGUUUAAGUUGAGCAGCUUUGCGCAGAAAAGACUUUUUAUUCAAAUAAAGCCUCCAACUAGGAAGCUCGUGCUGUAUCAACGCUUAUAGAUGCUUCUAUAUGUAACUGUAUAUAGAUAUUUUACAUAUAUAUAUAUACAUAUAUAAUUGAAUUAUAUACAGACAUAUAUAACGAUAAACUAUAUAACGGAAUCAAAGACAUUUCACCAGAUAUAUCGUCGCCGUAAAAUUAUUUUAUCAGGGUUCGGUGAUUCUUCCUCCUCCUCUAAGAUGGGGAGGGGAGGGAAGCUUGAGAACAAGCAAAGUACCAAGAGAAGGGUUCGGUUGAAAGAUAAGGGUUCAGAUGAGUCGGAUGAGGAUUACACAGUGGGAGAUGAUGAAGUAUGCGAUGAAUCAGAUGCAUACUGCUCUUCUUUUGUUGCAGAUGAAUCAGAAGAAAGUUUAGGUGAAUUUGAAGAGGAAGAGGAGGAGGAAGUGAGGAUGGUUGUUAAACCGAAAAGGCAAAAGGGGUUUACUGGUAUUAAAUCGAAAAGGCAAAAGGGGUUUUCUGGUAAGAAGAAGAAUGGGGUUGAAAAGACUUUCAGGGAAAAAAGGGUUUCAUAUGAUGAGGAAGAAGAAGAUGAUGAUGAUGAUGAUGAGGAAUUUGUGCCAGAUGAGAUUGAUUGUGUAGAUGAUGAAGAUGAACUGGCUGUGGAGAAGAAGCAUAAGAAAGUAGGCAGGCCCCCUUUGCGGGAAAAGGGUUUUGUCGAAGGACGGAAGAGGAAGAGGGAGAGGAAUCCUAAGUUUACAAAAAAGAAACUGAGAAAGAAUAGUGGCCUAGGGAGGAAAUCUACUGUUGGUAGUGAUGGGGAGUCCACAGAAAAAAUACCAGUUGUGAAAGGAAGGAGUAAGAAAAAUUUCAGGCCGGGAAGGAGAAGACUGAUAGUACAUUCUGAUUCGGAUUUUGUGAGUUCUGGAUCAUCUGAUUUCGAGUACACCAUCUCUGAGGAAGAGAGAGAACAGAUGAGAGAGGCCAAUGAAUUUUGCAGAAGUUUGCCCUCUAGUUUGAGGAGUUCAUCUUCAUCAAAAAGAAUACAGGAAGAAGACGUCUUGAGUCAGCAAAGAAAACGUCCAGGAAGAAAGGGCAAGGAGAAGAUAGAUGAUUUGAAAAAUGAAUUAGGAAAGCAGGUUUGUGGGGGCAAGGAGAAGGUAGAUGAUUUGAAAAAUGAAUUAGGAAAGCAGGUUUGUGGGAUUUGUCUGUCGGAAGAAGGGAAGAAGACAGUCCAAGGAACAUUAAAUUGUUGCAGUCAUUAUUUUUGUUUUACUUGCAUCAUGGAGUGGUCAAAGGUGGAAUCUCGUUGCCCUCUCUGCAAGCAUAGAUUCAUGACAAUUAGUAAGCCUGCAAAAUCAAACACAGGAUUUGAUUUGAGAACCAUGGUGAUACAGGUUCCUGAGCGUGAUCAGGUUUAUCAACCAUCUGAUGAAGAACUUAGGGGUUAUCUUGAUCCAUAUGAAAAUGUGAUUUGUACUGAAUGCCAGCAAGGUGGGGAUGAUGCUCUCAUGUUACUCUGUGAUCUCUGUGAUUCACCUGCUCACACAUUCUGUGUUGGGCUCGGACGGGAAGUACCCGAAGGUAACUGGUAUUGUGACGGCUGCAGACCAACUGCUAUUGGUUCUUCUACUCCACAAACUCCAAACCCUACACCUGGCCAAAGAAUGAGUAUCAACUUGUCUAUUGGAUCAUCUCCUGUUGACAAUGUUGGGGAAGGAUUAGACCACACUCCAAUGUAUGUACCUGAUACACCAUUGACUCAAGGAACUGGGUUGUUUUCAUCUCCUUGGCGUCCUGUUGGGGGUUCUCAAGCUGCUUCCACAGUAUCUGGUUUGGGGGCAGCUACAUUAUCGGAUAGACGCAGGCUACAGCGUCAUAUACAUCAUCUACGCAAUAACAUAAUGAGCCCAAAUUCUGCUACAAUUAAUGGGAUAUCAGCUAGACAUAUGGGGAAUAACCUUUUUGGUUCUCAGAUUGAUCAGGGUAGGGAAAUAGCUUUCUUACACGGAAUAACAUCGGGAAAUGUAGCACUCAACCAUGGUCUUUUUGACGGAAGGUUACAGGACAAUCCCAGGCAUUUAGUGCAUACUAGGGAUCUUUUGCCUGCAGGAUUUAGCCAUGUGAGUGGGCAAGUAAUGCAAGGUCCAACUUCUACAAAUACUGAUGGUUCUGUCAAUGGGAUGUUACGAGCUGAAUUUCCUGGGAUCAAUAUAGGGUUAAAUUCAAGAUCUGGUUAUGACCAACUCCAUCCAUGUAGUAGCAGGUCAGGCAUGGGGACUGAUGCCAGUGUGUCCCCUUAUAUGUUUAGAGAGGCUCCGGUACCUUCAAGGACACUGCAAGGACGUUUUCAUACACCAUUUUAGCUCCACAUAACCUGGAGCAUCAUGGGGACUGGGGAGCAAGGUUGACCCUGUGCAGCCACCAUUGAUCCAUAUAUAACCGCAUUGAACAAAGGGCAGUUGGGCAGACAAGUCUGAUGAAAGGGCACUGCUCAUCUUGUCUCUAUUUAUUCGUGGGGAUGUAAUGCACAAGAUCAUGAACACGAGAACACCUCCACAAUUUGGGGGUUAGUGAUCAAUGCAGUAAGUGGGAUGGCUUACCAUUUUUUUUUUCUCUCCAUUGAUACUACAUUGGACGCUUCCUUUUCUGUUAGGAAGUACAACUAUUCUUGUUAAAUUGUUUAUAUAGAUGAAAGACCAACAUUGAAACAUCAAAGGGCUUUGUUGUUGUUUUAUCAGUUUGACAGUGAAGUCAUUUUGUAGACAGACUA